UACAAGCGUCAUCCUCCCCCCUUAAGACGACCCACGAGAGGUCUGAACGUGUCUAUAUCUCUCCUCAUCUUAGCUGUCAUCGUCCUCCUCACUCAACGCAAGAACAAUGGGGCUCACUUCUCCGUCGGUGGACGUAACCUUCCGCAAGAUUAUAUCAUAUGUACCAGAGGCAAAAAUGUCUACACCGUUCCCGAGGUAGGAGGAGUAGGAGCUACGGAAUGUCUGGUGAUCCGAGACAAAGAGGUCAUAGAUACUGGUGGCAUUGCAAGGAUUCGUCGAAAAUAUGAAAAUGACGCUCGCGAAGAUCAGACAAUUCUUAGUAAAAGCUUGCCGAUAUACCAUCUCCCUAUGGGCUACACCAUCACGCCGGGCUUGACAGAUGCUCAUUGUCAUCCACUGAUGUAUGGAUACUAUGAGCAACUACCUUUGAGAGGAUCUAAGACCAUUCAAGAAGUCGUCAACAGAGUGGAGGAGUUCGUCAAGACCUCCGGUAUCCCCGACAGUGGGUGGGUGGAGGGUAUGGGUUGGGAUCAGAACUUAUGGCCGGGAGGAGCUUUCCCUACAGCUGCUGAUCUAAAUGUAUCACCUCUACUGAGAAAUAUCCCAGUCUCCCUGGCUCGUAUAGACGUACAUGCUGAAUGGGUCUCACAAUCCGUACUGGAUCUAAUGGGGCCUUUACCUGAUCAUGUUGAAGGAGGCCAGAUCGUCAGAGAUGCUCAAGGCAAUCCUACCGGAGUCUUUCUGGACAACGCUAUCGACCUCGUCAAUGCUGUGAAGCCCAAGUGGAGCGACACCCAGAGGACUACGUAUCUUCACCGAGUUACGAGGGAUGCUUUGAGUAAAGGUCUGACAUGUCUACAUGACGCCCAAGCGUUCAAAGAUGACGCCGAAUUUUACAAGAAGAUGGGUGAACAAGGCAGACUCGGUUUGAGAUUCAACCUCAUGGUGACUUGCGGAGAGGCGGCUUCAUGUGGGGUGGACGAUUUUGACAUGGUUGACAACGCCGCUGGUAUCUAUUUGCUGACGGGGCUCUGGGUUCAGGUGAACGUACAUGCCAUUGGAGAUCGAGCCAAUAAAGUUGUCAUCGACGCUAUGGAGUAUGCCAUCGACUUGAACACAUCAUCAGGCAAGGAAAGACGAUUAAGGAUUGAACAUGCUCAGAUCAUGCGACCGGAAGAUCUUAAAAGAGCCGUUGGUUUAGGUAUCAUUGGGAGUUACCAACCUACUCACGCUACCAGCGAUAUGUGGUAUGCUGAGAAGCGUCUGGGAAAGGAACGUCUCAAAGGUGCAUAUGCAUGGAAGACGUACUUGAACCUCGGUGGUCGGAUAGCUUUGGGAUCCGACUUCCCGGUAGAAUCUAUCGAUCCUCUGAAGGGAUUUUACGCAGCUGUUACGAGAUUAUCAGAGGAGGGUAAUUCACCUCAUGGAAAAGGUGGAUGGUAUCCCGAGGAAAGACUGAGCAGGGAGGAAGCGUUGAGAGGUAUGACGAUAGAUGCCGCAUACGCAUCAUUCUCCAACUUGACAGGCUCGUUGACUCCUGGCAAGAGAUUCGACGCGGUGAUAUGGGACGAUGAUCUGAUGUCUGUUGAUGUGGAUGAAAUGUUGAGAGUGAGAGUGAAAGCGACGAUCAUCGAUGGAGAAGUAGUGUUCGGUCAAUUG
Tremella mesenterica DSM 1558 is the source of this 1659-nucleotide messenger RNA. RefSeq lists its product as uncharacterized. Lineage: Eukaryota; Fungi; Basidiomycota; Tremellomycetes; Tremellales; Tremellaceae. The annotation marks the transcript as partial. Gene Ontology annotation, molecular function: hydrolase activity, acting on carbon-nitrogen (but not peptide) bonds. The record is from RefSeq and is a predicted model, not a curated record. The transcript has 13 exons.